UUAGGGUUGGAACAGAUCAUAAGAUGCCUCUCGAGUUUGAACUUUGUCCAGGAAGAAAGAUCGGGGGGUCAAACCCCUGUUUCAUCAUCGCAGAGAUCGGACAGAAUCAUCAGGGAGACAUUGAGAUUGCCAAGAAAAUGAUCCGCAUGGCUAAGAGCUCUGGUGCAGACUGUGUGAAAUUCCAGAAGAGUGAGCUCGAGCACAGGUUCACCAAGCGCGCGCUCGAGCGCCCCUACUCCUCUCGUCACGCGUGGGGAAGCACAUACGGGGAACACAAGCGCCACCUGGAGUUCAGUCAUGCGCAGUACAGAGAACUGCAGCGGUUUGCAGAAGAAGUGGGGAUUUUCUUCACUGCCUCAGGGAUGGAUGAGAUGGCUGUAGAGUUUCUGCAUGAAAUCAACGUCCCUUUCUUCAAAGUCGCCUCAGCAGACACCAACAACAUUCCCUAUCUGGAGAAAACUGCCAAGAAAGGUCGUCCCAUGGUGAUCUCCAGUGGGAUGCAGUCGAUGGAGACCAUGCGCUGUGUUUAUGAGACGGUGAAGAAGCACAACACAGCGUUCACCUUCCUGCAGUGUACCAGCGCAUAUCCGCUCCCCAUGGAGCACGUCAACCUGCGGAUCAUCACUGAAUUCCAGAAGGAAUUCCCAGAUAUCCCAGUCGGUUACUCAGGGCACGAGGCAGGCAUUAGUGUGUCUGUGGCUGCUGUAGCUCUAGGGGCAAAAGUUCUGGAACGGCACGUGACCUUGGACAAAAGCUGGAAGGGCAGCGACCACGCAGCGUCACUGGAGCCGGCUGAGCUGGUGGCGCUGGUACGAGAGAUUCGGGUGCUGGAGGUGGCUCUGGGAUCACCGCUGAAGCAGAUGCUGCCAUGUGAAUCCUCGUGCCACAGCAAGUUGGGGAAGUCUGUGGUUGCAAAGACAGCAGUGAAGAGAGGCACAGAAUUAACCCUCGACAUGCUGGGCGUGAAAGUAGCAGAACCUCCAGGCAUCGCACCAGAAAAUAUCUUCAAACUAAUGGGAAAGAAAAUCACAAUGGACGUGGAAGAAGACGACACCAUCACUAAUGACAUGAUCUAAUCCUGAUCACUUUAUUUAAAUAUAUUUGUCUGUUUUAUGAACAACUUUUUUCAAACUGUAGGAUUAGAAAAAAACAUUUGCAAUCGUUAAAUGUCAGGAAAAUAUUUUAUUAAGUGUUUAUAAGGGGAUGCUUAAAGAGCUUUAUAAAGGAUUAUAAGGGGAUGCUUUGUUAAUAUAAAGCUGUGGCUGAAAUUACAAGUGGAACAUUUACUUUAUUACUUUAAC
Molecule: messenger RNA, 1301 nt
Organism: Clarias gariepinus (North African catfish)
Lineage: Eukaryota; Metazoa; Chordata; Actinopteri; Siluriformes; Clariidae
Product: sialic acid synthase-like
Exons: 6
Coding region: 24-1076 (350 amino acids)
Biological process (GO): carbohydrate biosynthetic process
Molecular function (GO): N-acylneuraminate-9-phosphate synthase activity
Source: RefSeq, a predicted model, not a curated record